This is a messenger RNA of Bolinopsis microptera, 1914 nucleotides long. RefSeq lists its product as uncharacterized. The transcript has 2 exons. The record is from RefSeq and is a predicted model, not a curated record. Lineage: Eukaryota; Metazoa; Ctenophora; Tentaculata; Lobata; Bolinopsidae. Bases 1 to 1914 code for a protein of 637 amino acids.
AUGAAGAGACACAUCUCUUCCACCACUGGAAUUGUACUUAACAAGGGAGACCCACUGUCCGUGAUCCUGUUCCUUAUAGUAUUCAACAUCCUACUGGAACUUCUAGCUGUACUGUGCAGUCAAGUUGGGUAUGAGCCAAGCUUCAGUGAUAGCAAGACCUCAAAGAAAGCAUUUGCUGAUGACCUAACCCUGUUGUCGAAGAGCGAGAAGGAGAUGAAGAAGAUGUUGAAGGUAGUAGAAGAGUUCCUGGACUGGUCGAAGAAAAUGAAGGCUAAACCAUCGAAGUGCCUGUCUAUGUCUAUGAAGUGUACUGGAGGAAAGUACAAUACCUAUGAUGCAGAGUUUGUACUAAGCGAACAACAGGUGCCGUCCAUUAUCCAAGCACCAAUGAAGUUCCUAGGAAUGUACAUGUAUGUAGAUCUUGAGGUAAAGGAAAUUCGGUCCAUGAUUAAGAAGAAGUUAGAGGACCUUUUGGAAACAACGUCUAAUGAUGAAAUCACCGGUCCAAUGAAGGCGUGGGUGUAUAACAACCUCAUCAUUAGUAAGAUGUCAUGGGGGUUUACUGUCUAUAACCUACCCAUCACAUUUGUGAGAGAGCUUGAGGCACUGUGUAACAGAUACCUUAAGAAGUGGCUAGGAAUUGCGCAUCCUUGUACCACCACCGUCCUCUACAGGAGUAGAGACCAGAAAGGAUUGCAGCUGAAAAACAUCUGCACUGAGUACAAAGUCAUUCAACUUAUUAAGGGACACCAACUUUGUAACUCAAGUGACCCCUACAUCAAAAAAGUGUACUCUAACCAUAAGGCUAUUGCAGACACACAGAAGAUGUGGUCUUAUCCCAAAGAGCUGAAAGACCGUCAGCGCCAACUUUACUUCCAAGAGUUAGUUGGAAAACCUGCAGUUGGUACAACUGGCCUCGGGUAUGGGACAAGAUAUGAGGACACAUCAGAGAGGAAACUGCUAACCAACAUGGUGAGGACCUUUGAUGAAGAGACACUUAUUUGUUCACUUUUUGACAAAAAGCGGCAAAACCUCUUUCUCACAUGGGAAAAUACAAUGACAUUUGACACCACAUGGAAUAACUUGAUCUAUCAACUUAGUCCGGAACUGUUAAAGUUUCAUGUCAAUGCUAUUCAUGACACUGCGUCAACACCUAGCAACCUAAAGCUUUGGAAUAAAGCCGUUUCAGGAAACUGUAAACUCUGCAGCAAACAAGGGACACUCAAUCAUAUCCUGACGUUCUGCAAGGUUGCACUAAGACAGGGACGUUUCAACUGGCGCCAUGAUCAGGUCCUACGUGAAAUCAUGAAGACUGUUUCAUCACAGAUUGAAGAGUUUAAUUCCGACAUCGCCAAGGAAUCGAAGAGGGCACCGUCGGUCUUUCACAAGGCAGGCAAUAAGCGCGAGAAGGUUACCUUAGCUGACCCAACUCAUCAUAAGACCAAAAGAUAUUUCUUUUCAGAUGCCAACGACUGGAAGAUAAUAUUUGAUGAGGAUGAGAGACAGAGGAACUUCCCGCAGCACAUUGCAGCUACACCACUAAGACCUGAUGUAGUGAUCUAUUCAGAUAAAGCAAAGAAGGUUUAUCUAAUGGAGCUGACUUGUGGAAAUGAGCAGAAAUUUGCUGAUCAAGAGAAGCGAAAGAUGAAGAGAUAUCAGCAGCUGACAGAAGAGAUAGAAGCCAACGGAUGGGCUUGCAAGCUCCAGACAGUAGAAGUGGGAGCUCGAGGCAUUUACAACUAUAGCCUCCCAACCUUUAUGAACCAUCUGAACGUAAACAACAAAGAGAAGAAGAAGGCCUGCAUGAAGAUCGCUGACAUCAGCCUGAGGGCAUCGUAUACCAUCUAUUUGUCCAGAAACAAUACCAUAUGGACAGAUGAUUGGGAGUUAGUCAAGAGACCAGUAAUAGCAUAG